AGCGAGUUAGUGCGGAAAAGUUCAGACUACCUGGUCGGUCUGGUGACGUAUCGUACCCAGCAUCGGGUCCGGGUAACUCAUUUAUCUUUCCCUUAUUCAAUCCUCUCUAUCCAUCUUUCUCUCUCAAGCUCUACUUUCUCGUCUGCGUUGAUGAUCUCCGCGGCAGCUAUCGAUCCGCUCGAGACUCAUUCAUUGACACACAACGCAUCAUGUCCAGGACAGGGACCAGGAAGACAAAGGACAUUACAGCGAGGGCAGGAGUGAGUCCAACCAGGUCGUUUCAGGACACCGCCCCACUUGUCUCAUCGUCUCAGGCCAGCAUCACCCUCUCAGCCCAUCCAGAUGACAGCUGCGAUCACAAGGCGGGACAGGAGGACAAAGCAAAGCAAUCCAGGAUGGCCUCCGUGAUCCUGCUUUUCUGCAUUCUCUCGUUUGUGCUCCAAACAGAACUCACUAAAUUCGUGCAAACAUCCAUGGGAUACCAGAAGCCGUACUUCAUCCUCUAUAUCUCGCAUUCAUUUUGGGCAAUUGCUCUCCCAGCGCAAUUCCUCUACACUACCUACCUCUCGCCUACUCCGCCAAAAUCGUUCUCUUCACUGCGGGAACGUAUCGACUACUUUGGACGAUUGAUCCGACAGUCGACGGGCGACCUUUAUCACCGAAAGGCUAACUAUACCCUUAUAGGAUCGGCAGCACAAACAACCGCAGCUUCUACUUCAACAACACCAACUGUCUACACCUCCCACGAGAGAAGGGUUUUGUCAAGGCAUCUCUUUUGGGUGACCUUUGGGAUAACAACGCUCUUCAUGGUGCCUUCUUAUUUAUGGUAUACAUGUGUGGCCUUGACAUCGAUGGCCAACUUGACGGCGAUCUACAACACCGCCUGUUUCUUCGCCUACCUCUUUUCGGUUAUGCUGCUCAGGGAGAAGAUUGUGCUAAACAAGGUGCUUGCCGUGUGUCUUUCGUUGCUCGGUGUGGCCAUCAUCAGCUUGACUACUAAAGACUCGGCAGCACCUGGAGGCGAGAAUAUGUCCUCGACCAGUGAUCGCCCUGCUGUUUUCAUGGCUGGAGAUGUCUUGGCCCUCAUUGGAGCGGCACUCUAUGGCUUUGAGGAGGUCGUCUACAAAAAGUAUGCAUCGCCAAAAGUCGAGCCAAUAAUAUUUGCCAACACCCUCACCGGAUUAAUGGGCGUCGUAACCUGUACAGUGCUUUGGUUGCCGAUCCCGCUGUUUCACUGGAUGGGUCAUGAAAUUUUUGAGCUGCCGACCUUGAGCGAGUUCUCCUCGAUCCUCAUGAUCGCUACUCUGGGCCUAAUUUACAACGGAUGCUUCAUGAUAGUGGUGUCACAAACGAGCCCUGUAUUUGCUGCUGUUGGCGUGAUGGCGACGAUCCCCCUGGUGGCCCUAACAGACUGGGUGCUUUUCAACGAGACCGUUGGCUGGGGCAACGUUGUGGGGGGUCUGAGCAUCCUAGCUGGCUUUGGCAUCCUCGUUCGCGAGAACCGCAAGGCACCAUAGAUUGGAAUGUUUUGUAGCGCAAUAAAUACGCGUC
Molecule: messenger RNA, 1551 nt
Organism: Gamsiella multidivaricata
Lineage: Eukaryota; Fungi; Mortierellomycota; Mortierellomycetes; Mortierellales; Mortierellaceae
Exons: 3
Coding region: 210-1517 (435 amino acids)
Cellular component (GO): membrane
Source: RefSeq, a predicted model, not a curated record